Molecule: messenger RNA, 2954 nt
Organism: Andrographis paniculata
Lineage: Eukaryota; Viridiplantae; Streptophyta; Magnoliopsida; Lamiales; Acanthaceae
Product: acylamino-acid-releasing enzyme
Exons: 18
Coding region: 32-2491 (819 amino acids)
Biological process (GO): proteolysis
Molecular function (GO): serine-type endopeptidase activity
Source: RefSeq, a predicted model, not a curated record
UGGUAAUGGAUAUAGAUAGGUUCAAUCAGUAAUGUCGAAUCUCAUCAGCACCUUCCACUUCACCGGAGGAGCUUUAGCUUUGCCAACCCAAUUUCCUCCCCACUUCCUUCCCUUCUCCGCCUAUUCCCACACAAAAUCCAUUGUUUCGUUCAGACGCACCAAUUUAUCGGCCAGAAGAAUUUGGUCACUUCGAUCAGCCAUGGAAUGUGUUGAGGAUAGCAGCAAUAAACAAAAGGCAGUGGAUUUGGAUGUUUCCAUUCGAGAAGAAUAUGUUUCAGUGUCGAAGUUGCUCAAAGAGUUCACAGCUAUCCCUACCAUUGAUAAAGCAUGGAUUUUCAAUCACGAUAGUGUUUCUCGUGCUAUGUUUUUAAUCGGACAACCAAAUAUUUUGUCCAACAAGAGGAGGAAAUACUUCUUAUCAAGUCAUAUUUUCCAUAAGAGUGACAGUUCUGUAAGUUUUCAUUGGAAUCCAUUCCCUAUUGAGAUGAAUGGUGUUUCCGCUAUGGUUCCUUCUCCAUCAGGAUCAAAGCUCCUUGUUAUUCGAAAUCCGGAUGGUGAAUCUCCUACCCACUUUGAAAUAUGGGGUCCAUCUGAAGUUGAGAGGGAGUUUUCUAUUGCCCGAUCUAUCCAUGGUUCGGUAUAUACAGAUGGAUGGUUUGAGGGUAUUUCAUGGAAUGAAGAUGAAACAUGCGUAGCUUAUGUUGCUGAGGAACCUGAUCCUCCUAAACCCACAUUUAAUAUAUUUGGCUACAAAAAAGAGGGGACUACAGAUAAGGACUCCGGCAGCUGGAAGGGUCAAGGCGACUGGGAGGAGGACUGGGGAGAAACUUAUGCUGGGAAAAAGCUUCCAUCUCUUUUUGUUAUUGACAUUACCAGUGGGGAGGUUGCACCUGUUGUGGGAGUGGGAAGGGAACUGAGUGUUGGGCAAGUUGUGUGGGCUCCACCAAUUGACGGGCAGCAGUAUCUGGUCUUUGUUGGAUGGGCCUCCAAUAAGAGGAAGUUGGGUAUCAAAUAUUGCUAUAAUAGGCCAUGUGCCUUGUAUGCUGUCAAAGCUCCUUCGAAAUUGGAAACCAGUGCAACCGGAUCUGAUGCAGCUGAAGACUCACAUAUUGUUCAUCUGACCCAAAACAUUAGUAGUGCCUUCUUUCCCCGUUUCAGCCCAGAUGGGAAAUUCCUCGUGUUUCUAUCUUCAAAAAGUUCUGUUGACUCUGGGGCACAUUCAGCAACAGAUUCACUUCACAAGAUUGAGUGGCCCUCUGGUGGAAAAUUGGGUCCAACCUUGAAGAUUAUUGAUGUGGUUCCUGUUGUGAUGUGUCCUGAAGAUGGUGGCUUCCCAGGACUCUACCCUUCUAAGUUUCUUACUCGACCCUGGCUCUCUGAUGGACAUACAAUGGUUUUAUCUUCUAUUUGGGGCAGUACUUUGGCAAUUCUAACAGUCGAUGUAUUCAGCAGACAAGUCUCCCGGAUCAGUCCAAAUCCAUCAAAUUCUUCUUGGGACAUCCUCGGACUUGAUGGAGAUCAUAUUAUUGCCGUGUCCAGUAGUCCAAUUGAUAUUCCUGAAAUCAAAUACGGUCGUCUCAUUGGAAAUACAUGGAGCUGGAUGGACGCCGUGACCCCCACAACCAAAUGCUCCGAGCAGCAGGUCUCAUCAUCGUUGGCAUCUCUUCAAUUUGAUAUCAUGAAGAUCCCUGUCAAGGAUGCCUCUGAGAACCUGCCAAAAGGUGCAACCAAACCGAUUGAAGCUAUAUACGUAUCAUCCAAGUCAAAGAAGUCCGACUCACGCGAUCCAUUAAUCGUAAUCCUUCAUGGAGGUCCUCAUUCGGUCUCAUUAUCAAGCUUCUCAAAGUCCUCUGCUUUCCUGGCUUCACUCGGCUACAGCUUGCUCAUUGUGAAUUAUAGAGGUUCUCUAGGAUUUGGCGAGGAAGCUUUGCAGUCCCUACCAGGGAAAAUCGGGUCACAGGAUGUCAACGACGUUCUAACUGCAAUAGACCACUCCAUUGACAAAGGACUUGCGGAUCCAUCUAAAAUAGCUGUGCUCGGUGGUUCCCACGGUGGUUUUUUGACGACACACCUUAUUGGUCAGGCUCCAGACAAAUUCGCUGCUGCGGCAGCUAGAAAUCCAGUGUGCAACAUUGCUCUAAUGGUUGGCACAUCAGACAUUCCCGACUGGUGUUUCUUCGAGGCAUAUGGAAAUGAUGGAAAAUCCAUGUUCACAGAUUCCCCUUCAGCCGAACAAUUGUCUCUUCUCUACAGCAAGUCUCCCGUUUCUCACAUCUCCAAGGUUAAAACUCCGACACUCUUCCUCCUCGGCGCCCAGGACCUUCGUGUGCCGGUAUCCAAUGGAAUACAAUAUGCACGCGCGCUAAAGGAGAAAGGAGUCGAGACUAAGGUGAUUGUAUUCCCUAACGAUGUACACGCCAUCGAGAGGCCGCAGUCAGACUUCGAAAGCUUCCUUAACAUUGGGGUAUGGUUCAAGAAGUACUGCAGUUAGCAAAUGUUGAGGUCAGGUCAGGUCAGGUCAGCCAUGGCUUGUUCUUCUCUGAGUAUUUUUAAAUUUCUGAAAGUUUCAAUUUGUUUUUCAUAACUGAAGAUUUUAGCUGUCUAUUUAACAUUGUCGUUAUUUAAGGUUGCAUAGAAUAAUUCGACAAGAAGACUUAGGCGUUGAACACAAGUUAGGCAUAGUUCUUAGUUAAUUUUUUAAUUGCAUAAUUAACUAUGAAGAAGAAGAUAGUGAUUUGCAAAUCUAAUACCCCUUUGAUAGUGAACAUAAUAGAACUUUUGUUAAUUUUUAAUUGCAUAAUUAACUAUGAAGAAGAUAGUGAUUUGCAAAUCUAAUUUCUCUUUGAUAGUGAACAUAAUAAUUUCUAUGGCCUAUGGAGAUAUCAUUGAAAUUUUUAAAUAAAUCCAAAAUAGAAUGGUUUGAAAAAGAAACAAACCAGUAGUUUUGAAUAUUU